This is a messenger RNA of Alternaria alternata, 954 nucleotides long. RefSeq lists its product as hypothetical. The coding region runs from base 1 to 954 and encodes 317 amino acids. The transcript has 3 exons. NCBI's taxonomy places the organism in Eukaryota, Fungi, Ascomycota, Dothideomycetes, Pleosporales, Pleosporaceae. The record is from RefSeq and is a predicted model, not a curated record.
AUGCCUACUGUACAAGUUCUCAUUCUCAUUGUUGACAAACCUUACAAUUCGGAUACGGUCGGCCUAUCGCUUGACGCUAAUGCUAUUGAAGACCAAUCUACUACAGACAGGCCCACUGUCGAAAUACUCAAUGCAUGGACCCUCGAUUACUUCUACAAGGGAGAAGGGAAAGAAAAAUUCGAAGGCGGGUAUAGAUGGAGGUGGUGCGAUUCCGCCUCCUGCAAGAUCCAAGCAAACACAAAUGAGUUGAAGGCUGAAGACGGCCUCGUGUUCGACCUCGCAUCAUACGAUGUGCAGCGACCAUUCAUGCAGCGACCAUCCAUACACAUACUUGAUUGGAUUGAUAGCAGUAAUAUUGGUAAUGUGGAAGCGAAGGAUUGUCUAUGGCAAAGGAUAGAUGGAACGAUCAGUUCGUUUGAUAAGGAUUUCGAGGCGUUCAACAAUGAUCCAGUCAAUAAUGACCUAGAACAAGGUAGGUUUAGGCUGGAAUUGCUCGGUGCUAAAGACUUCGACGAGACGACUAGUAGCAGAUUUGCCAUGGUAAGAAAAUCUCAGUCACCCGGUGCGACCGGAACUGCAAGCGUUUCUAGUUGGACACAACGAUACUGGUGGGAGAUCAAGGAGAUACAGGUAGACAGCGCAUUUCCAAUAUUGUCGACAUACUUAGUCUUGUCGGCCGAGCCCAAUCUGGCUAGCGGCAAGAACUUGAGUGACCAGCGCAGCAAGAUAAUGUCCAAUAGCUCAUCGUCAUGCUCAUUCCGACUGCGAAUACUCGAAUUAUUCCCGCAAGGCUUCACUAUCAGAUUAGGAGCACCACAUGCUUCUGGAAGCAGGAUACAGAUCGGUUAUACACAGGGUAUUGUAAUAUACCCCGGGUCAUGUGUUUCGACUACCGGACAGGGCAUGAAGGCUACCAGCCAAUCACCACGUCUUCGCGCCACUCAUCUCAUCUAA